Molecule: messenger RNA, 2397 nt
Organism: Oncorhynchus kisutch (coho salmon)
Lineage: Eukaryota; Metazoa; Chordata; Actinopteri; Salmoniformes; Salmonidae
Product: annexin A5-like
Exons: 25
Coding region: 226-2064 (612 amino acids)
Biological process (GO): negative regulation of coagulation
Cellular component (GO): vesicle membrane; cytoplasm; plasma membrane
Molecular function (GO): calcium-dependent phospholipid binding; phosphatidylserine binding; calcium ion binding
Source: RefSeq, a predicted model, not a curated record
GUUUUGGGAUUAAACACGUCAUCUCCCGGUCAACCGAGGCGCUGAACCCGAGCUGUUUAGUCAUACAGGGUGUGUCUCUGUUCACUCGCAGCGGACUCGUUUUUCCACUCUUUCUACCGGUUCCUCUCUCUUUCUCGCCCUCUCUUUACUGCGAGCUCCGGUGCAGACCUCCUCCGACAGAACGAUCUUUCUUCGAAUCAAACCAACUAUCAGCUAUCUAUCAGAAUGGCUGGUCGAGGCAGUGUGAGAGCCAGUGGAAACUUCAACGCCAACCAAGAUGCAGAGAUACUCUACAAGGCCAUGAAGGGACUGGGAACCGAUGAGGAUUCCAUCAUGAAGUUGUUGACGUCUCGUAGCAACAGCCAGAGACAGCAGAUCAAAGCUGCAUACAAGACCCUGCAUGGCAAGGACCUGGUAGGUGAUCUGCAGGGUGAACUGGGGGGAACGUUUGAGACUCUGGUAGUGGCUCUAAUGACUCCGCCCAUCCUCUACGAUGUGACAUCACUACGGAAUGCCAUCAAGGGGGCGGGGACCGAUGAGAAGGUGCUGAUUGAGAUCCUGUCUUCUAGAACGGCCCAGCAGAUUAAGGACAUCACUGCUGCCUAUCGCCAGGAGUUUGAUGCAGAACUAGAGGAGGAUGUAACAGGAGACACGUCAGGUCACUUCAGGAGACUGCUGGUCAUCCUGCUACAGGCCAGCAGACAGCAGGGGGUACAGGAGGGGAACAUAGAGGCUGACGCACAGACUUUGUUCUCUGCAGGAGAGAAGAAUUAUGGGACCGACGAAGACCAGUUCAUCACCAUCCUGGGGAACAGGAGCACUGAACACCUGAGGAGAGUGUUUGCUGCAUACAUGAAGCUGGCAGGGUACGAGAUGGAAGAGAGUAUUCAGAGAGAGACUUCUGGAGGACUGAGAGACCUGCUACUGGCCGUGGUAAAGUGUGCUCGGAGCGUCCAGCCUACUUUGCAGAGACUCUGUACUAUUCGAUGUCGGGCGGUGGUGGUGGAACUGGAACGACGACCAGACCUUAAUCAGAGUGAUGCUCUGUUGCAGACUCGAUCUCCGACACCUCCUCCUCCUAAUCAAACCAACGGUCACCAAUCUACCACAAUGGCUGGUCGAGGCAGUGUGAGAGCCAGUGGAAACUUCAACGCCAACCAAGAUGCAGAGAUACUCUACAAGGCCAUGAAGGGACUGGGAACCGAUGAGGAUUCCAUCAUGAAGUUGUUGACGUCUCGUAGCAACAGCCAGAGACAGCAGAUCAAAGCUGCAUACAAGACCCUUCAUGGCAAGGACCUGGUAGGUGAUCUGAAGGGUGAACUGGGGGGAAAGUUUGAGACUCUGGUAGUGGCUCUAAUGACUCCGCCCAUCCUCUACGAUGUGACAUCACUACGGAACGCCAUCAAGGGGGCGGGGACCGAUGAGAAGGUGCUGAUUGAGAUCCUGUCUUCUAGAACGGCCCAGCAGAUUAAGGACAUCACUGCUGCCUAUCGCCAGGAGUUUAAUAAGAACCUGGAGGAGGAUGUAACAGGAGACACGUCAGGUCACUUCAGGAGACUGCUGGUCAUCCUGCUACAGGCCAGCAGACAGCAGGGGGUACAGGAGGGGAACAUAGAGGCUGACGCACAGACUUUGUUCUCUGCAGGAGAGAAGAAGUUUGGGACCGAUGAAGAACAGUUCAUCACCAUCCUGGGGAACAGGAGCACUGAACACCUGAGGAGAGUGUUUGCUGCGUACAUGAAGCUGGCAGGGUACGAGAUGGAAGAGAGUAUUCAGAGAGAGACUUCUGGAGGACUGAGAGACCUGCUACUGGCCGUGGUAAAGUGUGCUCGGAGCGUCCCAGCCUACUUUGCAGAGACUCUUUACUAUUCGAUGAAGGGUGCAGGAACUGAUGACCAGACCUUAAUCAGAGUGAUGGUGAGUCGUAGUGAGGUGGACAUGUUGGAUAUCAGAGCUGAUUACAGACGCCUCUUCGCCAAGUCUCUGCACUCUGCUAUACAGGGAGAUACCUCUGGUGACUACCGUAAGGCCCUCCUCCUGCUCUGUGGCGGCAAUGACGCGUAACCGUGGCGAUGAUCCCUGAAGGAGCGAUACCCAGAGAGAACCUCCACUCUGACUGGCCCCUCUAGCUGUCAAUCACUCUCUGAGUCCUGUGUAACCCAAUAGGAGAGCUCUGCUGGCCACGGUGCAGCACUGUGAUAGGUUAUGAUAGGUUUAAUCCUGUGUGUAUCUGUAGCUAACAUCCUUAAAGCUUUACUCUGCUUCAUAUCUACAUCACUAAAGUCCUAAUAAUGCUGACAGUCAUGUUUUACUAUCAGUUAUAUAACAACUAAAGACUGGUCAUGUUUUUACUGUUUGUAAGACAAGACUGAAGACAUAAUAAACAUUUUGACAGCA